Messenger RNA from Caenorhabditis elegans, 1741 nucleotides. RefSeq names its product Potassium channel domain-containing protein (gene twk-16). The record is from RefSeq and is marked reviewed. NCBI's taxonomy places the organism in Eukaryota, Metazoa, Nematoda, Chromadorea, Rhabditida, Rhabditidae. The transcript is spliced from 12 exons. Gene Ontology annotation, biological process: potassium ion transmembrane transport. Gene Ontology annotation, molecular function: potassium channel activity. Gene Ontology annotation, cellular component: membrane. The coding region runs from base 9 to 1676 and encodes 555 amino acids.
AUACCACAAUGAUGUUUAUUCUGCAACAACUACUUCGGUUUUUUCGGCUCAAAAAUUUUGAGCAUGCAAAACCUUUCACACUUCAUUGCUCACUUUUGAUGCUCGUCCUUCUGUACUCAUUUCUUGGUGGAUUUAUAUUCGAUCGCAUCGAGACCAAUGCACACGCCGAAAUGAAACGCAAUGAACGGAUCAAUAGAACAGCGUGUGUUUCUCAAAUUCUGCAUUCUAUUCACAGAUGGAGCCAUAAUCAAACACACAAAGUGCAGUACGCAGAGGAUAUCGCUGAUUGUUUUGAGCCUGAAAAAGACGAAAGAAGCGAAUGGAAUUUUGUAACUGCAACGUUAUAUGGUUUUGGCAUUGUCACAACAUUAGGGUACAACAGAAUUGCGCCAAUAACUUAUACGGGAAGAAUGUUUUGUAUCGUUUAUGGCAUUUGUGGUAUACCAGUUACAAUGAUCAUCAUUGCAAAUGUUGGCCAGUACCUGAACAAUUUUGCAGGAGAUUCGAGACGCAAGAUAGAAGCCUACAGGCAGCAGAGACGAAUGUCAAAAGCUUCAUUGGCCGGCAAAAUUUACAAAGAAUCUUCAAUCCAAGUCACAUCGUUAGCUCUUCUAUGUGUCUUCUUAAUAUACGUGGCAGUUGGUGCAUUACUAUUGCCAUUGUUAAAUGGAGAACUCGACUUUUUCAACGGACUUUAUUUUAAUUUUUUGUGUUUAACUGCGAUAGAUUUUGGGCAACUGGUUCCGAUUCGGGUUGAGCUGCUACCAAUAACAUUUCUGUAUGUGUGCAUUGGAUUGGCGAUUACAACAAUUGCUAUCAAUAUUGGUUCUGAAUAUAUGAAAAAACUUCACUACUGGGGCAAGAAAAUGAAGAAUGCCGCGCAGACAAGAAUUUGGUUUGGUGGAAAAACUUUAAAAGUCAGAGACCUCCUUCAUGCAGUGGGUAAGAAAUGUGGCGUAGAACCAGGAAUGAUUGAUGCAUUGGAUUUGGAAAAUGUUGUAGAGCGGACAAUUGCUAUGCAGGAAGGACGGGAGCCGCCCGAGGAUUUGAACGAUGAGCCACCACGUGAGCCAUCUCCUCGUUCAAUCAUUCAUUCACCGUGUUCCACAAGACCAUCGAAUCCUCCAAUGAGCCCACCAUCUCCACGAGAAGACCACCCAUUUAUAUUCAAAAUGGAUGCUCCUGCUCCUCGAAGCCCAUUACCAUUGCCGGCAUAUGAAUUGGAUAUCAAAAAGCCGAUAUUUCAGGCAUUGUCCAAUGAGUUUAUGAACCAAUCGGCGCAGGAGAAGUUGUUUAAUGAUCUCGAUACUUUUCAAAUUGAAAUUAAUACUGAGCUAGUUGAGGAUCAUAAAUGUGAAAGUGUUAUCAUUAUUGAACCACCAGCAACAUUUGAAGACAUGACUAUACAACACAGUCUUUGUGUUGAAGAUUAUGAGAGGGAAGAAAAAGUUCCGAAACGAUUCCGCGAAAAGAAAGAAAUGUAUGGUCGAGACCCGCGUAAACUGUAUGAAACUUAUCAAGAGGAAUGGGAUAGAUUGGAACGGUUAUCAGAUAGGAAGCACGGUCCGAGAAGGAAGUCAGUUUUGAACUUAUCAAACUGUUCACCGGAACGAAGUGUUUCCCCAUCUCCGAUCAGGCAUUCUUUAACUGGGGAGGGCCACAGAAGAGAUUCGUAGUCCUGCGAAGAGUUUUACAAAUUGCCGCAGAUUUUGUAUUUUGUUUAAAUAAAUAAUGUAUACAU